This is a messenger RNA of Zophobas morio, 5115 nucleotides long. Its product is annotated as ATP-binding cassette sub-family C member 4-like. Gene Ontology annotation, cellular component: membrane. Lineage: Eukaryota; Metazoa; Arthropoda; Insecta; Coleoptera; Tenebrionidae. The record is from RefSeq and is a predicted model, not a curated record. The transcript has 13 exons. Gene Ontology annotation, biological process: transmembrane transport. Gene Ontology annotation, molecular function: ABC-type transporter activity; ATP hydrolysis activity; ATP binding. Bases 704 to 4666 code for a protein of 1320 amino acids.
ACCACGAUCAAUUCCAGAUAGUGCAUUUUAAUUCGUUCGAUAUAAUCUUCGUUCCUAUUUUCGGUUCGAACCGUGGGCGGGUGUCACAUUCAACAAGCAGGUUUAUUACGAUAAUUAUUGAUAAGCUAUCCGUUGUUCAAUUAAAAAAGUCGUAUUAGUGUAAAUGAAACGAUAAGGCCAAUUUUCUUUAAAAAACAUUUUGACUUAUAAACUCUUUCAAUUAAUUCGAUUAUUUUUUUUUAACAAGAUGUUGAAGCACAAAAUUGUAUAGAAUAUGAACACACCUUAGAAGGCUGUUUUUGAAGAGUACCAACGUGUUUUGGGGACGUCUCAUUUUUUUUUAUUUUUGAAUUAAACUGAAAAAUAAAAACUACCACGACUGCGAUAUAUGCUAAAGGAAAGGUUUCAGAUUAGAGGAAAUGCUUGGACGAAAUUGGACAUGAUUCAUAUAUUUGCGAUCAAUUACAGUACUUCCACACAAGGCUUGAGCACAUUUCAGAUUUGUGAGAAGACAUAUUAUAUUUUUGAGAUCUUCAAAACAAAUUCCAAAGAUUCUUCCCCCCGGCGUCCCAGGUGCCGACAACUUCAUCCAGUCCGAAAAAUGCAAAUAGACACAUUCCCAAUUAGUAGCUGAACAAAUAAACCAGGAGGUGCGUGUUCGACUCAAGAAUAACAAACAGCAAAGAAACACGGAUUUAGCACCAUGGAUAUCACAAAGGAAUACUACAACCCGAACCCCGCGGAAAAGGCCAAUCCUCUGUCUACCAUAUUUUUUACUUACACCAUUGACAUGUUCAAGAAGGGCUACAGCAAGACCCUGGACGUCGACGAUCUCUACAGCCCUUUACUGAGCGACAGAAGCACGACUUUAGGCGAUAGGCUCGAGAGGAAAUGGUAUAAACACUUGGACGCUAUAAAAAAAUCCAAGAAACCUAAAACCCCCAGCUUGCUCAAGGUCCUCGUGGCCACCUUCUGGCCGGAAUACCUCCAGCUAGGCGUACUUUUGGUAAUUAUGGACCUAGUAGUCCGACUAAUCCAGCCCCAGAUGCUGGGCAACCUUCUGGACCACUUCCGACCCAACACCACCGUCACGAGAAGCGAAGCCCUAUGGUACGCCGGAGCCAUCGUUUUACUAAACGCCCUGAGUGCCUUGUUGAUCAACCAGUACAUUAUGCGAGCUUUUCAUUACGGCAUGAAAGUCCGAGCGGCCUGUUGCGCCCUCAUCUACCGAAAGGCUCUGCGUUUAAGUAAGACUGCUCUGGCGGAUACGGCUUCGGGGAAGGUAGUUAAUCUGCUAUCGAAUGACGUGAGCCGAUUCGAUAUAGUUUCUAUAAUGAUCCACCACAUGUGGGUUGCCCCCACGUCGGCCCUAAUUGUUACCUAUCUGCUGUACGCCGAGGCCGGAUAUGCCGGCAUUAUUGGCAUAGCGCCGGUCUUCCUCGUGGUACCAUUGCAAAGCUACACCGGCAAGCUCUCCGCCAUCUACCGCAAGAAAACCGCCCAGAAAACCGACGAACGCGUUCGCCUCAUGGACGAAAUCAUCUCCGGAAUCCAGGUCAUCAAAAUGUACGCUUGGGAGAAACCCUUCACCAAGCUCAUCCGCCUCGCCCGCAUAGUCGAGCUCAAAGUGGUCAUGAAGUCCUCGUACGUUCGCGGCCUCUACAUGACCUUCAACCUUUUCACCACCCGAGUGGCCCUCUUCUGCACCCUACUCACCAUGGCCCUCACCGACCAGACCAUCACCGCCGCCAAAGUGUUCGUCUUCAUGUCUUACUACAACAUCCUGGCCCAGACCAUGUCAAGCAUGUUCGUGCGCGGUAUCUCGGAGGUGGCCGAGGUGCUCGUGGCUAUCAAGCGUCUGCUGUCAUUCAUGAACAACGAAGAGUUCGUCAAAGUGAAGUAUGAGGAUAACAACGACAAUAAAAUUAACCCGGAGAAGACGACGGUGGUGCUUCGGGAGUUGAACGCCAAGUGGAUCGCCUCGUCAACGGAUAAUACUCUGACGGGGAUAAGUUUGAGCGCGAAUAAGAGGCAGCUUGUGGCGGUGAUCGGGCCGGUGGGCAGCGGGAAGAGUUCUCUUCUGCAGACUAUUUUGGGGGAGUUGAAUAUAGUGAGUGGAGCGAUGCAGAUAAACGGGAGCAUUUCGUACGCGUCACAAGAUCCAUGGGUUUUUGCGGCGACGAUUCGGCAGAACAUCACCUUCGGACUCGAUUACAACAAAAAGAGAUACAACGAAGUGGUCCACGCUUGUGCUCUGGAAAAAGACUUCAAGCAAUUCGGUGACGGAGAUUUAACCAUUGUCGGUGAUCGUGGAGCAUCUUUGAGCGGAGGACAGAAAGCCAGGAUCAAUCUAGCACGUGCCGUUUACCGAAACGCUGACAUCUAUCUUCUGGAUGACCCCUUAUCGGCUGUCGAUAUUCACGUAUCUAAGCACCUUUACGAGGAGUGCAUUAAUGGGUUCCUGGCGAACAAAACGAGAAUUCUGGUUACUCAUCAAGUCCAUCAUCUCAAGAAUGCCGAUGAAAUCAUAAUCAUGAAUAAUGGGGUUAUCGAAAACAGGGGCACGUUCGAGAAUUUGGCCAACAGCGACACGGUUUACGCCAGGCUGCUGACAUCAGAACCGGAACAACUACCUGAGGAGAAGCAAAAGGCGUUCGAAGCCGCCAAGCUCACAAGGCAAAUGUCCGCUAGGAGCAAAUCUUCGUCCCUCGCCAGCGGCAUCAGCGACCUCAGCAUCCCCGAAAGCAUCCUCCAGGAAGAAGCUGAAGAAGCAGAAAUCAAACUGAAAGACCUCCAAGAAGAAUCCUCCAAAGGCAAAGUCCACGGCUCCCUUUUCUUCAAGUACCUCCUGGCCGGUGGCAACUUCUGUUUCGUAACCGUCGUCAUGUUGCUCUACCUCAUCGCGCAAGCCGCCGCCAGCGGUGUCGACUACUUCGUCAGCCACUGGGUCGACAUUGAAGAGGCCCGUAACGUAUCUGCUAACAACACCAAGGUCACCAACACCAACGAAUUAACCAAUCCGCUGUCGACUCCGCUGUCGACCGAGACGUGCAUCUACAUCUACGGCGGCUUGAUCGGGGCGCUGUUCGUUUUCGCUCUCAGUCGUUCGAUGUUAUUCUAUAAGUUGGCGAUGCUCAGCUCCCAGAAACUCCACGACAUAUUAUUCAAUUGCGUGGUGUACGCUUCCAUGCGGUUCUUCGACACGAAUCCGAGCGGGAGGAUCUUGAAUCGGUUUUCGAAAGAUAUAGGUGCUAUUGACGAACUGUUGCCGAAGGCGGUGCUCGAUGCGGGGCAGAUUAUUUUGAACAUGGCCGGAGCGUUAGUGCUGGUGACGAUAGUGAAUCCGUACUUUUUGAUUAUCGUGGGAGUGACCGGGAUUUUCUUCUUAAUGCUGCGAGUGGUGUUUUUAAAAUCGUCGAAGAACAUCAAGCGGCUGGAAGGAAUGAUGAGAAGUCCUGUUUUCACCCACUUGAACGCCACGCUGCAAGGACUGACGACGAUCAGGGCCUUCCAGGCCGAAGAUAUCCUGCGGGUGGAGUUCGACAAGCACCAAGAUUACCACACAAGUGCCUGGUUCAUGUACGUAGCAGCCAGUUCAGCCUUCGGUUUCUAUUUGGACGUUUUGUGCUUCAUUUUCGUGACCCUCGUAACUUUCAGCUUCUUAACUUUCGGAGAAAGUUUAGGUUUGCGGGGCGGCCAAGUCGGUUUGGCCAUCACUCAGUCGGCGGCACUGACCGGUUUGGUUCAGUGGGGCAUGCGUCAGUCGGCCGAAGUGGCCAAUCAGCUGAUGUCCGUGGAAAGAGUUCUCGAAUAUAAAGAAUUACCCCACGAAAAACAACCAGACAAGCCUAAAACGCCUCCCGAUAACUGGCCCGGCCAAGGCAAAAUCACUUUCAGAGAAAUGGGUUUGAAAUACGACGUGGAGGCCCCGCUAGUUCUUAAAGACCUCAACAUAACAAUCCUCCCCAAAGAGAAAGUCGGCAUCGUUGGACGCACCGGAGCCGGGAAAUCCUCGUUAAUUUCCGCUUUGUUUCGCUUAGCUAAAGUCGUCGGAGAAAUCGAAAUCGACGACAUGGAGACCAAAGACCUCCAGCUCCAAGUUCUGCGUUCAAAAAUCUCCAUCAUUCCCCAAGAUCCCGUUUUGUUUUCGGGGACUUUGCGCUACAACCUCGAUCCCUUCGAGGAUUAUCCCGACGAAGUGUUGUACAAAGCGUUAAACGAGGUUGAAUUAAAAGACCCAAACAACAUUAUUAACAGAUUGGAGAACAGGGUGAUGGAUCGCGGCUCGAACUAUAGCGUGGGCCAGAGGCAGCUCAUUUGUCUGGCUAGAGCGAUCAUAAGGAACAACAAGAUUCUUAUGCUCGAUGAAGCGACGGCGAACGUCGAUCCUCAGACGGACGCCCUAAUUCAGAAGACGAUAAGAGAGAAAUUCGCGGAUUGCACCGUGCUGACUGUGGCGCAUCGACUGAACACGAUCAUGGACUCGGACAAGGUUCUGGUGAUGGAGAGCGGGACCAUGAUGGAGUUCGACCAUCCGCACGUGCUGUUGCAGAAUCCGUCGAGCAGGUUUAGUAAGAUGGUAGCGGAGACGGGCAAGUCGAUGGCCGAGCAGUUGAGGAAAGUGGCGAGGGCGAGUUAUCUAAAGAAGCACUCGGUUCCGGAAUAGGGGCAUUUCAUUUGAUUUGUGGUUGAAAAGUGUAGAUGGGACUCGCGUCAAGCGCAAAGUAUUUUUAUGUGUUCGUAUUUUACUUGUUGUUGGUAGUUUUAAUAAUGCGACUUAGUGCAAUCAGAUGGAGUGAUCAUUGCGUCCCCUCGUUAUAUAAAGAUUUUAGACGAUCUGUACUUACGAAUAUAAAACAAAGGUAUUUUUAAGCUACUUAAUUUUUUAAAUCAUGUUUUACGUAUUUCUGAUUGUUGUAAGUUUUUAAAGUUUAUCGAAUAAUAUUGCGAAUGUGAAUAUUUUUUAAAUGUUUUACAGAAAUUUACAGAGAAGGGCUGUGUCUGUGUGCUGUAGUUUGAAACAAUGCGGUCGUAACGAGAUGUGAAUAUGGAAAGAAAUAUAGGCGACUACCUAAAUGUAGAUAUGUAUAUUUUAAAUAAAUUUUUUUAUACAUA